This is a messenger RNA of Apiotrichum porosum, 489 nucleotides long. RefSeq lists its product as uncharacterized. The record is from RefSeq and is a predicted model, not a curated record. Bases 1 to 489 code for a protein of 162 amino acids. The transcript has 2 exons. Lineage: Eukaryota; Fungi; Basidiomycota; Tremellomycetes; Trichosporonales; Trichosporonaceae.
AUGUCCCACCCCCUCCCAGUCAAGCCCGAGGACAAGCCAGAGGACAUGCCUCCUCCUCCUCUCCCGCUCUCAAACUCGGACCUCCUGCACGCGUACGGCCCCAAGCCCGCCGACGAGAGCAACCCCUCCGUGGACAAGUUUGCCCAGGGUGGCCCACUCGAUGAGCAACCCGAGUCCGUGCAAGUGUCCGCGUACGUCUCGGCAUCAACAUGGGCCGCCCUCAACUUGCCCCAAGACGGCGGCGAGCUCGACGACCAGAGCAGGACGCAAUGGUCAUGGCGCGCGUCAAAGCUGCCCCUUUGGGGUGCUGGCUACGACUUCAAGGCCAGGCGCAAGGAGCUGGAGAAGAUGUCGGUCGAGGAGAGGGAGGCCGCCAGCGCAGAUGCGCAGAAGAUCAACUAUGAUGAGUUCAAGGGCUUGCAACUCCCAAGCGGUUCGACGACGCGCCCCCACCGCGUCCCAAUCCCCAAGCAAGACGAUGUACGAUGA